UCCUGCUGCAUUUUGAUGGUUAUUUUUCCAUUUCCCCCGCGCCCCUGGGGCGGCAGGAGCAGUGCAGGGCUCAGUGGCCGUGUGUUGUUGCAGGACUCGUACCGCAAGCAGGUGGUGAUCGAUGGGGAGACGUGCCUGCUGGACAUCCUGGACACGGCGGGGCAGGAGGAGUACAGCGCCAUGAGGGACCAGUACAUGAGGACAGGAGAGGGCUUCCUCUGCGUCUUCGCCAUCAACAACAGCAAAUCCUUCGCUGACAUCAACCUCUACAGAGAACAGAUCAAGAGAGUGAAGGACUCAGAUGACGUGCCCAUGGUGCUGGUGGGGAACAAGUGUGAUCUGCCCACAAGAACAGUGGACACAAAGCAGGCCCAAGAAUUGGCAAAAAGCUACGGAAUCCCCUUCAUAGAGACCUCUGCAAAAACGAGACAGGGUGUGGAAGAUGCUUUUUACACCCUGGUGAGGGAGAUCCGGCAGUACCGGAUGAAGAAGCUGAACAGCAGCGAGGAUGGGAACCAGGGCUGCAUGGGACUGUCCUGCCUUGUCAUGUGAGAAGAUGCCAAGAAAACGUGGUUCAGGUGCAGCUGCUGGACGAGCCUCGAUCUGUGCUGCCUCUCCUGCUGCUCCCUGCAGUGUUUGGGUGCCACUGACAGACUCUGGGCACCAGAGUUAAUGAAUUAGCACAAGAUGAAGAGAAUUAAUUAGCUCCAUCUGAAGAGAACAUCCAUGGCAUCUACCUCCCUGCUCAGCUCUCGGAGCAGCAGCACCUCGGGAUGUGCUGGGAUUCUUCUCUCACCGUCACCUGGCUUUGUUCCAGAAGGAAACCAGCCCCAGAAGUGAACUGUAGAGACUAAAUGCUGUGAAAAAGAUGACACUUUACCUCUAGAGUAAAAGCUAGAAGUGCUGUGUGUCCCCUGUCUGUUGGAAUCCGUGCAGUGCUGGUGUCACUCGGGGUGGUGCCACCCUGUCCCCUCCCAGCUGGCUGUCUGCUCUCUGUGCACCUGUACAGCAAAACAAAUGCAACAUCUCCAGUGCCAGGAGUGCCGCCUGCCUGACCCUCCAGUGCUGUAAUAAAAAGGAAAACCUUUCCUAACUAAGUGCCUGUUUGCUGAGAAGAUUUGGAGUUGUCCCUUGGGUUGAGGAAAAACCCCCAAGGAGUGGAAUUUCUUGGGAGCUCAUUGUGACAAGCAGGCAAGUGUGCUGUGGGUGAUCUGGGCCUGGCAGGAUCCCCCAGCAGGAAUUUGGAAGGUCCAGCAGGCACUUGAGAGACUUUUGGACAAGGGAGGGGACACACUGCAUCUGUGUUUUACUUUCUUUGUGGGUGGAACCGUUUAUAUUCUGUAUUGUUUUCCUGCAGCAUUCAGAUCUCUUCUAAGUUGGACCAAACCUGUCAGCUGUUCAUUUUUUAACAUGAACUGCCAACGUUUCUGGGCAGCUUCUCACUAAUUAAUCUGGUAACUGGAGGUUGCUUUGGACAGCUGCUAUUCAGCUCUCUCUGUAACUUGCAAAUUGUUUUAUUCUGAAUUAUUUUCUUACCACAGACUGUAAAGAGUCUCUUCAAAAUGUCUCUAGGCUGUAAAAUUGGAGUUUCUUUGUCAGGGGUGCAGGAAGGGGCUGCUCCAUCCCUGGCAGUGCCCAAGGCCAGGUUGGAGCAGCCUGGGGCAGGGAAUGGGAUGGAUUUAAGGUGGAUGGGAGAGGUGUUUGGGAUGAGAUCUGAGGUCCUUCCCAACCCAAACCAUCCUGGGGUUCUGUGCUGGAGGGGAGGAAGCUGAGAGCUGCCACAGGCACCUGGGCCAGCUUCUGAUUGCAGCAUCCUUGCAAAAUGAGGAAGGAGAUGAGCUCAGGGAUGGCUCCUCAGGAGGUGGGGACAGACUGGGGAGUUCAGGGCUCGCUCUGAGCGAGGGAAUUGUAAUUGUGAACCCUUCCCUCUGAACUGAGGGAGCUUCAGAACAGAGCAGAGCACCCUGCCCUCCUUCCCUGUGCCCAGCUGUGCUCACCCUGUCCCUGGGCUGGGCUGGUUCUGCCCCGAAUCCGGCUCUGAGGAGGAGGAGGAGGAGGAGGAGGAAGGAGCCCUCAGCCAACAGAGGGAGCAUUUGGAGCAUUUGGUCAGUGCCAGGCCAGCAGAGCAGAUGCAGAGGCUCAGUUUCAGGUUGUUGGUGUCAGUCACACAUCUUAAUUUGGAGUGCUCAGUUUCAAAUGGGCAUUGGAGAGCAGUAAACAGAGAGAGAAGAAUUUUCUCCUUUUAAUGUUGCUUCCUUCACUACUUACAGUCUUAAUUCUCUUCUUGGAAUGAAGAGGAUCAAUCUGCAUCACAUUUGCUUUAUCUGUGAUAAUCCUUAUAAAUACUUUUUUCAAUUUA
Zonotrichia albicollis (white-throated sparrow) is the source of this 2359-nucleotide messenger RNA. NCBI's taxonomy places the organism in Eukaryota, Metazoa, Chordata, Aves, Passeriformes, Passerellidae. The record is from RefSeq and is a predicted model, not a curated record.